Messenger RNA from Colletotrichum karsti, 1683 nucleotides. RefSeq lists its product as uncharacterized. The coding region runs from base 1 to 1683 and encodes 560 amino acids. Lineage: Eukaryota; Fungi; Ascomycota; Sordariomycetes; Glomerellales; Glomerellaceae. The transcript has a single exon. The record is from RefSeq and is a predicted model, not a curated record.
AUGGGAAGCCGAACCGUGGGAGGAACUCUUCACACCCUGAUCGAGUUCAACACCUUCAACAUCCUUGGUCUUGGUCUGAUCCUCAUCUGGGCGUUCUCACCUCUUGGAGGUCAAGCGGUCCUGCGGAUGUUGACUGUUCGACUGAAGCCAGAGUUCAAGACCACGGAUCUCACAUACUUCGAUACACUCGCCAGCAACCAGCUUAACACCUUGCCGGUAGCGAGUAGUUCUUCCAUCGUGGCAUUGGCCAAUACCGGUAUUCUUGGCUACAUGGCGACGGUCUAUGCAUCCUUCAUCGCGCAACCGGAGUCCAUCCAAAGCGACACGAUGGAUCACUGGGGAAACGUCAAGAUUCCAUUCCUGGACCCAAAGGCUUCCAAUAACUGGACAAACGUGUCUCCGGAUAGCAAAACGAUUCAGUAUUCCUCUCUAACCGGUAUCCCUUUGAAAUACUCAAGCACCAGCAACAUGUCGUUUACGAUUGAGUCAAAUCAUGUUCAUCUUGAUUGCAACAAUAUCACCAAGUUCCCGUCAGACUUUCCUCAAGAGAACAUGACCAAUAUGACGAGUAAAUUUUGGGCGGAUAGUCAAACAUACAGCGAUGACAUCCUGACGGCGCCCAACGGGACGUGGCGAGGGAUCAAAAACCAUUUGGACAGCACUCAGAACCUGACGACCUGGGCAGUCGCACUCGACAGAUUUGUCGACCCUUUCUGGGCCGACUUAAGCCUCCAGGACGCCAGGCUAAAAGAAAAGCUGAACACCACACAGGGCAUUGAAGACAUCAGGGAUGGCCUGAGACUAUUCGUCAAUGAAACGGGUAUCCAAGCAGAACAGGCCAACAUGCUGCUGCAGAUUAUUAUCCCGAAGACUAGAAUCCGCAGGGCGCCACUCAAACUCGAAGCUGUGUGCGGUGUUACCCAACAAUACGUCGAAUCUCGCGUCAAUUGCACGUACGUGCCCUCAUCUAACCGGCAUACUUGCGCUGUGGUAGCACAGCGGCCUUCUCAACAACCGCUCGGUCCGGAGAACAUCUCUAUACUAUCCUUGCCGCAUCUUUUCUACUGGAUUACCAGAGAGUUUCCUCUUGCGGCAACGGGCCGACCGCUAGCGGGAUUCCCUGACUUCUCCGUUCAGUAUCUGAAGGACCCUACGUUCGCAGAACUCGGGUCAUCGCCGGAAGUCACGAUGGAUGAACUCAAUGAAGACACGAUCGGAAUACGCUUCAAUCAACUCCUCAAUACUUAUCUUAUGCUUGCCCAACAGCAGCUGCAGAUUACGAGCAGCAGUCUCGGCCAGACAACAAGCUUUGACCAAAAUAUCACAACUACUUCGGAAACAAGCAACCUCGUUGAGGUAUUCCGGGUUUCGGGGCCGUGGAUAGGGCUUUGUUUAGUCGCUUGUCUCGUCCUCCUUGCCGGCGGUAUUCUCAGCGUUGUCUUCACUCACAUAACGCAUGGCCCCGAGGUCUUGGGAUAUGUCUCUACGUUGAUUCGCGACUCCAAGUUCAUGGAUUUGCUCAUCAACACCAGUUGGAUGGACGGCACUGAACUCACAAAAGAGCUGAGAAAACAGAGAAUACGAUACGGUUACACGCAUCAUACGAUGGGCGGAGAACCCCUGAUAGGCGUUGGAUAUCAGGCCGACACAGAGGAGAUCAAGGAUUUCAUUGCGCGUCACUAG